AGUACUACGAGCGCCACGUGUUCCUCUGCUACAAGAACCCUCAGGUCUGGCCACCCCGCAUCGAGGCUGCUGAGUUCGAUCGCUUGCCCAGGCUUCUCUCCGCCGCUCUCAUGGCUAGAAAGGGCGAUAUGAAAAAACAGUUUAUCUGCGGGUUUUCAUCAAACAUUUGAAUGGCAAGUAACAGAAACAAGUUUUUGCCAUACACAAACCUGUCAACGUCGUCGCAGAUCACUGUCUUAAAUGGCAAUGGUGACCUUAUCUGCAGUUCCCAGAUCGGAGAUGCCACUGGGUUCUUCCAGAACAGGGGGUUUCUUGGCGGUGGGGGUGGCAAUGAUGCUCCCAAGUUUGAGUUCCCCCAAUCAGGCUUCCCACAGAGCCCACCGGUUGAGAGCGUUGAGUACUAUGAGCGCCAUGUGUUCCUCUGCUACAAAGACCCUCCGAUCUGGCCUCCCCACAUUGAGGCUGUGGAAUUUGAUCGCUUGCCCAGGCUUCUCUCCGCUGCUUUCUUGGCUAGGAAGGGCAAGAUGGAAAAGCAGACACGCUUAACAAUAUGUGAGGGGCAUGAUGGAACUGAGACAUCCAAUGGUGAUGUCUUAAUCUUUCCUGACAUGAUCCGAUACAGGAGGUUGACGCACUUUGAUGUUGACACAUUUGUUGAGGAAGUGCUAGUGAAGGAGAGUGAGUGGCUGCCAGGAGCUCCAGAAGCACUAAGGGGUUGCUUCAUCUUUGUUUGUGCUCAUGCGUCCAGGGACCGGCGUUGUGGUGUUUGUGGACCUGCUGUGAUUACUAGAUUCAAAGAAGAGAUAGAAUUAAAUGGUCUUCAAGGCAAAGUGUCUGUUAGCCCAUGCUCGCAUAUUGGGGGGCAUAAGUAUGCUGGGAAUGUGAUAAUUUUUGGAUCAAAUUUUGGCAGACAAGUUACUGGGCAUUGGUAUGGAAAUGUUACCCCAGAUGAUGUUCCGCAUUUGCUUGAACAGCAUAUCAGUAAAGGAGAAAUUGUAGACUCACUUUGGAGGGGGCAGAUGGGGUUAUCAGAAGAAGACCAGAAGAGAUCCCAAGAAGCAAGGAUUCAACAAGAUGGCAAGCCCACAAGCACAAAAGCACCGGCACAAACAAAUGAUAUCAACAAUGCCAUACAUGGGUCUCAAGAUGAAGCUUUCUCCUGUUGCCAGAUGAAUGCAGACUCUUGUUGUCAGAAUUUUUCUGCACCAGAAAAGAUGGAUAAUCCAGAUCUCAACAAGAAGGAUGCAAAGUUGAUGCCCGAAAAGAAGCCCGACACCACAAAAAUGUCCCACAACAACAGUGGUAAAGGACCAUCUACUCGCAAAAUGUUUGCUAUGCCAACAUGGUUUGAGGACUGGGAACGCGAGGACACUUAUGCAGCUCUUUCUGUUGUUGUUGCUGCCUUGUCCGUGGCCUUUGCAUACAGAUGCUACAAACAGUUGAACUAGAUGGUUGAGCAUCCAUCUGAACUUUCUCCCUUGUUAACAGGAAGUAGACCAUCUCACAUCUCAAAAGGACUGGGGGGAAAGGCUGUGAGCCAUCAUAGAAGUUCAAAUUUCUGUUCACAUAAAUUUGUUGUCUUCAGUGCAUGCAUUAUGUCGUAAGUGUGGGUACUACAGUGUAUAUGAGUUUUGUGGUCUCCAAAAUUCUUAAAGUUUAUUGUGGACAUAUAUGUUGUAGGGUACAUUAUUAGAUUUUAUUAUAUUUGUUCGUGUGAAUGAAAGUUGUAUAUCAUUUGCCCAUCA
Molecule: messenger RNA, 1745 nt
Organism: Diospyros lotus (date-plum)
Lineage: Eukaryota; Viridiplantae; Streptophyta; Magnoliopsida; Ericales; Ebenaceae
Exons: 6
Coding region: 171-1448 (425 amino acids)
Source: RefSeq, a predicted model, not a curated record